Molecule: messenger RNA, 2307 nt
Organism: Boleophthalmus pectinirostris (great blue-spotted mudskipper)
Lineage: Eukaryota; Metazoa; Chordata; Actinopteri; Gobiiformes; Gobiidae
Gene: pou2f2a
Product: POU domain, class 2, transcription factor 2
Exons: 15
Coding region: 1-2307 (768 amino acids)
Biological process (GO): regulation of transcription by RNA polymerase II
Cellular component (GO): nucleus
Molecular function (GO): DNA-binding transcription factor activity, RNA polymerase II-specific; RNA polymerase II cis-regulatory region sequence-specific DNA binding
Source: RefSeq, a predicted model, not a curated record
AUGUUUGUCCCCCUGCCGGUCCCCUUCGUCUUUCAGAGAACAGCGUCCGACUUCAGCGCUUGGAGACUCAAGUCAUCGCUGGCUCCGCGGACCAGCCCCGAUAUCAGGAUGUCCAAAGCAGAGGAGGAGAAGUCUGGGGCGGACUAUCCAGGAGACAGCUCAGACUCAGACAGAAACAGCCCUGACGACCAGGUCCAGCCCAUGAAAAUCAGUGUUUCUCCCACAGCGGCUGCAGGCAAGAUACGUGCCGACGAAAGCUCAGAGCCGCGAAGCACAGUGGCCCCGGCCCCGCCUCCCCCUCAGCCCCCGCCCCAGCAGCAGCAGACCGCCCAGCACCACCACACCACACAGCUCAUGCUCGCCGGAAGUCAACUGGCUGGGCUGGCGGCUCUGCUCCCGGCUCAGCAGCAGCUCCUCCUGCAGCAGGCCCAGGCUCAGCUCCUCGCCGCCGCUGUCCAACAGUCCAACGCCGCCCACGCAGCUCACGCCCAGGCCCAGGCUCAGGCUCAGGCUGCACACGCCCAGGCACAGGCCCAGGCCCAAGCUCAGGCUCAGGCCCAAGCCCAGGCUCAGGCCUCACAGCAGCAGCAGCAACAGCAGCAGAGCAUCAAACAAGAGCCGCUCCAAGCCCCGCCUCCUCCUCAGCUCGCCCUGUCUCAGCCGAUCCAGCUCACAGCACAGGACAUCCAGCAGUUGUUGCAGUUGCAGCAGUUGGUGUUGAUGCCUGGACACCCUCUUCAGUCCACGGCUCAGUUCCUCCUCUCUCAGCCUCCACAGCCCCAGCAGACCCAACAGUCUCUGCUCUCCUCCCCAAACCUGAUCCAGCUACCUCAGCAGAGCCCGGGCGCCCUGCUCACCACCCCCCCACGCCUCGGACUACCGCCACAGCGGGAGAAGAGCAGUGAUGUGAUCGUCCCCAGCGGCAGCAGCAGCUCCAUGGUGGGUCCCAGUAGUAGCACCGUGGGGGUGGUCUCCUCCGGACCCUCCCCAGGCUCCACCUCCUCCAUGCCCCCCACCUCCCUGCCCUCCUCCUCCCUGCCCUCGGGCCUCGGCGCCGGGGCACACAUGAGCGAGGAGCCCAGCGACCUGGAGGAGCUCGAGCAGUUUGCCCGCACCUUCAAACAGCGACGCAUCAAACUGGGGUUCACACAGGGCGAUGUGGGCGUGGCUAUGGGCAAACUGUACGGCAACGACUUCAGCCAGACCACCAUCUCUCGGUUUGAAGCCCUGAAUCUGAGCUUUAAGAACAUGUGCAAACUCAAGCCUCUGCUGGAGAAGUGGCUCAGCGACGCAGAAACCAUGGCAGUGGACAGCAUGCUGCCCAGCCCCUCCUCUCUCUCCUCUCCUCUUUUGGGCAUGGAGGGUCUCCCGGGGCGACGCCGGAAAAAACGCACCAGCAUCGAGACCAACGUCAGAGUCGUCCUGGAACGCAACUUCAGCACGAACCAGAAGCCUACCUCUGAGGAGAUCCUGAUGAUGGCCGAGCAGCUGAACAUGGAGAAGGAGGUGAUCCGCGUGUGGUUUUGUAACAGACGACAGAAAGAGAAACGCAUCAACCCCUCCACCAGCACCACCCCCCCUCUGCCCCAGAGCUCCCCCGGGCUGACGCACAAGGGCCCCGGCUACAGCCCACACAUGAUUUCGAGUCCGGGUCUGUCCCAGGUCGCCACCAGCCUCAGCACAACAGCCUCCAGCUCCUCGCCCUCUGCGUCCUGCCCCAUGACUCCUGCAGGCCCCGCCUCCUCCUCUGUGACUCCGCCCCCUCACAGCACAGCCAGCCCCACCGGCCUCAGCGCGCACGGGCUCAGCUCCGGGAACACUAUGAUGGGAGUAAGCACAGGGAUGAACCAGGCCCUCAUUGGCAGUAACCCCCUGGCCACCAUGCAAGCUCUGGCCGCCAGCGGGGGUCAGCUGCCCCUGUCCAGCCUGGAGGGGGGUCCCGGGCACAUGCUCCUGGGCGGUCCUGGUGGCACCGCAGUGUCAUCCUCCAUGCGCCCCUCCCUCUUCCUUAACCGCCCCUCUCUGCUGCCCAUGAUGCCCGGCUCUGGCUCUGCGAUGGGCAUGGUCAGUGCCAGCGCGAUGAGCAGCGGAUUGGGAAUCGGAGCGGGAGGCGGUGGAGGAGGAGGAGGAGUAGGAGGAGGGGGUCCCCGGGCGUCGUACCCGCAGCCCUCCGCCUCUGCGCCCGGCCCGUCUGACCUCAUGAGCCCCACGUCCUGCCCCGAGGAAUCACCCUGCUCCAGUCCGGGCUCCUUCUGCUCCUUUAGCGAAGCCUCCCCCCCACCGCUCGGAGGGACUAUGGCCGACUGA